This is a messenger RNA of Verticillium dahliae VdLs.17, 2472 nucleotides long. Its product is annotated as beta-mannosidase. The transcript has 2 exons. Lineage: Eukaryota; Fungi; Ascomycota; Sordariomycetes; Glomerellales; Plectosphaerellaceae. Gene Ontology annotation, molecular function: beta-mannosidase activity. The record is from RefSeq and is a predicted model, not a curated record. Bases 1 to 2472 code for a protein of 823 amino acids. Gene Ontology annotation, biological process: carbohydrate metabolic process; glycoprotein catabolic process.
AUGUUGAUUAUUGCCAGAAUCCCUGAUCCUUUCGUGGACAUCAAUGAACAAUCUGUUCAGUGGGUUGCCGAAAAGUCGUGGCAAUACAAGCUUCGCCUCCCGGCACCAGCUAUCCACUGCCCAGACAACACCAGUACCGACCUCGUUUUUGAAGGUCUAGACACUUUCGCCACGGUCACUCUGAACGGCUGUGAGAUCCUGAAGUCAGAAAAUAUGCACAUUUCCAACCGUGUCAAUGUCAACAAAACUUGGAAUUCUGAUAGCGAGAACGUGCUUGAAAUUCUUUUCGACUCAGCUUUGCUCCGUGGUCGUGAUAUCGUUAAGCAGCACGGAGAGCACCAAUUCUUCGCACGGCAAACGGAGGAAGGAAGAAUCCCUGUUCGCAAAGCCCAAUACAACUGGGGCUGGGAUUGGGGUCCAAUCUUGAUGACGGCAGGACCGUGGCGCCCUGUCUAUUUCGAACAAUACACGGCAAGGCUUGAUGACGUGCGCGCCGUCUACGACUUGGCGGCAGACUUGAAAAGCUGCUCUGGACGACUCAUGGCUCGAGUUUCUGGUGCGUCUGAACAGACUGACCACCUGGUAUUCCUCCUGUCUCGCAAUGACAAGGUGGUGUUCAAGCAGACCUGUGGCGUUGGCGCAGGCGGUUUGGUCGAAGCCGCUUUUCAGAUAGAAGAUCCCUGUCUCUGGUAUCCGGCAGGGUAUGGAGCACAGUCACGAUAUCAACUAUCAGCAGAGGUGUGGAGAGGCCAGACAAAACUUGACAGCAGCACCAAGCUCAUCGGAUUUCGUCGCUGCGAGCUCGUUCAAGAGAAAGACGCCUACGGCAAGUCAUUCUACUUUCGGAUCAACGGAGUCGACAUCUUCGCUGGUGGAUCUUGCUGGAUUCCCGGCGAUAGCUUUCUCUCACAAAUGACUGCCAAACGAUACCACGAUUGGAUGAAACUCAUGGUUGAAAGUAACCAAAUCAUGAUCAGGGUGUGGGGAGGCGGCAUCUAUGAAGACAACGCUUUUCUGGACGCCUGCGAUGAACUCGGGAUCCUGGUCUGGCAGGACUUUGCCUUCGCAUGUGGCAACUACCCAGUUUAUACUCCCUUUCUCGAAAGCAUAGAAGAGGAGGCGCGACAGAACUUGAGACGCUUCAGAUCCCACCCUUCUGUGGUCGUUUGGGCCGGAAACAACGAAGACUAUCAGGUCCAAGAGAGAUACAAGUUGGAGUACUUUGCCGAUGACAAGGAUCCCGAAUCUUGGCUAGAGUCUACUUUCCCAGCCAGGUACAUCUACGAGUUUCUGCUGCCGAAGGUGGUUCAAGAGGAAGACCCCUCAGUUUUGUAUCAUCCUGGCAGUCCCUGGGGAGAUGGAAAACACACAACUGACCCAACGGUGGGAGAUAUCCAUCAAUGGAACAUAUGGCAUGGUUUGAUGAAUAGGUAUCAGGAGGCGGAACACUUGACCGGCCGCUUCGUCAGUGAGUUUGGUAUGGAAGCGUAUCCUCAUCUACAAACCACACGAAGAAUGGUCACGAGCCCUCGGGAACAGCGACCUGGCUCUCUGACGAUGGAUUAUCGCAACAAGGCCGUUGACCACGAACGCCGCAUGAUGACAUACGUCGCGGAAAACUUCCAGGUCCGCUAUGACUUGCCAGCGUUCACUCAUCUCACACAGAUCACACAAGCCGAAACCAUGCGCUACGCGUACAAGGCAUGGAGGCGAAUGUGGGGACAUCCUGGAGCACGAAAAUGCGGUGGCGUUCUUGUGUGGCAACUGAACGACUGCUGGCCAACUAUGUCCUGGGCUGUGGUGGACUACUACCUGGUCAAAAAGCCAGCAUUUUACGCCAUCGCGAGAGCGCUGCGGCCUCUGGAUGUGGGCAUAUCAAGGAGCUGCCCAGAAUGGACAUCGGGACACGCGGCCCCUUCAUUACGGAAGGAGUGUGAGUAUGACGUCUGGAUCGCGAGCAGUCGACUUGACGCAGCUCAGGUCGAGUUGAGGGUCAGAUUCAUCUCCAUCCAGACCGGCAAGGAUAUUCGCGACGCCAUCGCCAGUAUUCUCUAUGCUCAGCCGAAUGGGACGACAGAGGUCCACAAGAAGCAACGCGUGACGGUUGCAACAUCUGCAGCAAAUACUGCUGAUGACCCCUUUGUGAUUCAUGCCUCGUUAGCUCUUAACGGUGAACUUGUGGCCACGGACACCGCUUGGCCGGAGCCCCUUAAGUAUCUCGACCUGAACGACCGGCACGUCGGCCUCGAAAUCUACCAGUCGCGCGGCAAGAUCUCAAUUUCCAGCAGACUUCCAAUCAAAGGCCUCGUGCUUGAGGAGACAGAAGGCAUGAAAUUGAGCGACAAUGGCUUCGACCUCGUGCCUGGCGAGAAGCGGGAGAUACAGAUUGAGGCGGCGCCCACAACGGAUCAUCUAAGGUGGACUUACCUUGGGGCGCCGGAUGAAACAAGCACAUAUAGGCCUAAGUUGUAG